AUGCGCAUCUCUUGGUGGUUGCCCAUCCUUACUGCUGGCUCUCCUGAAGAGCUGUGGGCGGGCUUGCAGCACGCCACGGGCUUCUCCAAUGCCGAGUUGGCGCAUUUGGCCAAGGAGCUUCAAGGCCUCGAGCCGUCACAGCGGGAGCUUUGGCAGCGGAAGGUCCGCUGCACCUCUGGCACCUGCGCGCCAGAGGCGGCCUCACGACUGGUGGCAGGCUUGGGCGAGACUGGGCGCCUACCGGCGAGGGUCUUCGAGCUUUUUCCCGGCGACCCGUUGUAUGAGUAUUGGAAGGAGUCAGACCGCACGGGCUUCCACUCCUGGGUACACUUCGAUGUAGACGAGGAGGCAGAGGAAUCUCUGGAGGCUUUGAUCCCUGAGGGACAGCCCUUGGCGUCCAGCCGGCUCCAGGCAUCCAACUUCACCUGGAGAGCCAAGAGGCUCAUUCGCACCUUGCUGGGCCCUGCAUCCGAAACCUUCGGCAGUUUGGGGAGGUGCCUGGAGUGGGAUACCCCGUUUUACAUCAUCAAAGCCUUCGCUCGGCUGUGCUUCCGCUUUGACAUACUGCAGUAUGCGGACAGCAGAGCAGGCUUGUUCGAGGACAUGAAGGUCCACGCCAAGGGCACCAGGCUGAUGUCCCUUGAUGUGCUCCAUCCACCGUCGUGGAUGCCAAACGACUAUGGACUGGUCGUGUGCUUGUUUGUGCUCGAACACGUUCCAGACCCGCAUUUGGCAAUGAAGGGCAUUGCCAGCCUUUUACAUGCAGGUGGAUUUCUGCUUCUUGGCGCUCCUUUCGUUGAUGGAGUGCAUGGCUGCCCUGACGACUUCUUCCGCUACACGCCACGCGGACUGCGCAGAGUUGCAGAGGUGGCAGGGUUGGAGGUCCUCCUCGAGUUUAGUCCCGGCAAUGCGGCCGCCGCUGCAGGGGAGUUGAUGGGCAUGCGAUCCUCGUAUUGGAGCACUGAGGACUUGCUCCGAGACUCUGAUACGCAUCCGGUCAACGUGUUCCUCCUGGCAAGGAAGCCGCUUCGCCCAGGUCACAGGCGGCCGUGGGCCCGGCACAAUGCGACUCGCUGA
Messenger RNA from Effrenium voratum, 1077 nucleotides. The record is from the annotation of a GenBank genome assembly. NCBI's taxonomy places the organism in Eukaryota, Dinophyceae, Suessiales, Symbiodiniaceae.